Molecule: messenger RNA, 2208 nt
Organism: Spizellomyces punctatus DAOM BR117
Lineage: Eukaryota; Fungi; Chytridiomycota; Chytridiomycetes; Spizellomycetales; Spizellomycetaceae
Exons: 1
Coding region: 158-1969 (603 amino acids)
Molecular function (GO): hydrolase activity; ATP binding; DNA binding
Source: RefSeq, a predicted model, not a curated record
UGCAGAGGCGCGCGAGAUCUUGGCGCAAGGUGUACCCCUCCGCUCCAUUCCAGCGCCGGUGCCGCAACUCAAGGUCUGCUCGGCCGUGUGGGAUGUGCAGAGAAACGAGUACUGGAUUGUGACGAAAAACGGUCGCGAUCGCACGCUGUGGAACGAAAUGCGCCAUCUGAAACUACAGGUGCCCGUGCAUUCGCGAAUCGAAUCGGAUGCGGAUGAAGUGGCAUUGAGCUACCACGGCGAUGGAAUUCAGGAGCGAGCAAUUCAAGGUCUGGAGGAGCUGAUUGCCGCUCCUCCAGAACCCGUACUCAAUCGUGUCUUGUACUACCUUGAUACUUUCAACCGUGACGUGGCGCUCAAUGACAUUGCACGCGACGGAGCCGGCAUGGAGUACCAGGUCAACCUGUGGGAUGCGUUCACCUACCGCUGGCUGUUGCGUUUUUCGACUCUGUUUCCAGGUGCACUUCGCCCUAUACCUCAUCGUCUCAAUUGUUUUAUAGUCCCUAAUGGCCCGCUUCUGUGGUUUCUGUUUGGUCGCAUCCAGACACUUGUCAAGAAUCGACGCAACGAACAACGUACCAAUGCGGCGUUCGGACACGCUGCAGCUGCAGCCAAUGGCGAUGGUGGCCAGUGGAACUAUACUGCAUGGCGAUCGCCUUUUGCUCCGUGGUUGCAUCAACAGGAGGCCGUGCGAGACAUGGAAGUUCGACGCGAAAAGGGUCGUCGCAAUCAUUACUUGCACGCUCCUAUGGGCGCCGGAAAGACGCUCAUCGUCUCGCUCUACAUCUUGCAUCUCGCACAACGUGGUUUACUGCCGCGUCAUAUCGUGUGGACCCUACCUGGCGAGGCAAUCGAGAGUGUAUCGGGAGAGCUCAAUGCAUUUGGCUUUCAAGUGGAUUGGAUGCUGCCGCAGAAGGACAGUUCGAAAAAGGUCAUUCCGGAAGGCGUCACGAAGCAGGCGAACGUACAAGGACUUAGGCCGCACGUCAUUACGUUGAUCGAGCACGAUGAUUUGCGCAAGCUUCCGGAUCUAUUACGAUCGCUGGCCGACGAACUGUUUAUCGUCGUGGAUGAGGUGCACAAAACUCUAGCGGCCACGCAGCGUACUACGAUAACAUUGGAGAUUGCCCGCUUGGCACGUGGAGGUUGUGUGGCGAUGACUGGUACGCCCACGGUCGACAACAAGAUUUACAAGCUCGUGCCGUGGCUCAGUUUGAUGGUGCGCUUUCCCGUCAAUCUGAGAAACUUUUGGGCUGCCUGCAAUAGCAUGGUGUCGCAACAGGUGGAUACGGGCAUUCGGGUGCAUAUGCAGGAGGUGGAAGCGCAGUGGACUUCUCGUGAAGAAGAACAGCGUUAUCGUUCGCUGGUACCUGACAAGUUGGGAGGCACGAAUUCCCAUGCGUCGCAAAAGGAUAUCGAUCAAGCCAAGAAACUGUGUUACAACGCAUGUACCCAACACAUGGUGCAACUGACGCUCGACUUGCUUCACGACAAGUUGCAUUACGGGAAAGUCGAACAGUGGAAAGGCGGCGUGUUUUUGGAGGCCAAAGAUGAACAGCAUCAAAACGAGCUGAUCGCUGCGCUUGUGCGUGAAAGUCGCAAGCGAGAUGAUGUUCGCGUACUCACCGAGGGCGACAUUUUCAAGAUUACCGGUGGCGCAAGUUUGCAUCUGACGGACAAGACUGUGGCACUGGGCGAAGUGAAAGACUACCCCAUUGUGAUUACCACGACUCGAAAAUCCGCGGGGUACACGCUGUCUCGUCUAAAGGCUUUUGUCUCGUUGGUAUAUCCUUCAAACCUUGCCACUCGUCUCCAACUUGCCGGGAGACUGAAUCGUCUGUCGCAGGCGGCCAAGGAGCUCGACUACUACAAGGUGCACAUCGGCCUACUCACGUCCAUCCUGCACUACCAUGACCAAGCCGCUUCAAUCGACAAAGCGCUUAAAGACAUGGGUGUGCGCAUCCCUACUUAAUGCCAUUUGUUUUGCAGUUUAAUGAAGACAUGGCAACUAGUUUUGUUUUUCUAGGCUAUUUCAACAUCGAGAUGGGUGCACACACAGAGGACACUUCUGUCGGAAUUGGUAACCUGCAUGCAAGGCCUAAGUGUAGCAAUGGAUGGGACCAUACAGUUGCUCAUAGCAUCAAUACAACAAAGAAAACUUGCCCUGAAGCACUUGAUUGCAUGUGUAAGUGCCAUGGCAAGGUCACCAAU